GCAGGUGACGCCCAGCCCCGACCCCACAGAGCUGAUGGCCACCACUGACUUCUACUCCUGGGAGGACGGGUAUUCGGGCGAGUCCGGCUUGCUGCCCGAGCUCUGUGAGAAGCAGGCAAUACAGGGCUUCGCCCGCACCUUCCAGCCUGCCUUCUACCUGCUGCUCUCGCUGCUGGGCACGGUGGGAAACGGGCUGGUGCUGCUCACACACAUCCGCUACCGCCAGGCACACAGCAUCACCGACGUCUGCCUCCUGCACCUCGCCGUGUCCGACCUCCUGCUGCUCCUGACGCUGCCCUUCGCCAUCACCGACACUCUGCAGGGCUGGUCCCGGGACACAGCCGCCUGCAGGGCACUGCAGGGCUUCUACGCCCUCAACUUCUACAGCGGCUUCUUCUUCCUCRCCUGCAUCAGCGUGGAUCGCUACGUGGCCAUCGUGCGGGUGACCGUUGCCUGCCGCCUGCGCCCGCGGGCUCGCCGCCACGGCUGGCUGACGGCGGGGCUGGCCUGGCUGCUGGCCACGCUGCUAGCCCUGCCCCAGUUCAUCUACAGCCAGGCGGAGCAGCACCAGGAUCUCCGCAUCUGCCGCGUAGUUUUCCCCCGGGGGGUCUCACGGGCAGCGCGGGGAGCCACCAACCUGGUGCAGGUGGUGUUCGGCUUCGUGGUGCCCUUCCUGGUGAUGGCCAGCUGCUACGCGGCUGUGGCGAGGACGCUGCUGGCAUCCCGCGGUGCCCAGCCCCAGCGGGCGCUGCGAGUUCUGCUGGCCCUGGUGGUGGCGUUUGUGGUCCUGCAGCUGCCCCACAGCCUGAUGGUGGUGCUGGACGCGGCCGAGCUGCUGACCGUCUGGGAGAUGAGCUGUGCCGAGAGCCGCCGCAAGGAUUUGGCGCUGCUGGUCACCGGCGGGCUGGCGUACCUGCGCUGCUGCCUCAACCCGCUGCUCUACGCCUUCCUCGGGCAGCGCUUCCGCCGGGAGCUGUGGCUGCUGGCCAGCGAYGCCGGCUGCGUGGGCUGCCUGGAGCCGCGCUGCCUCGGCUGCCGCACUCCCCGCCGCCGGACAUCGCUCUCCACUUCCCUGGUCGUCGUGGAGUAGGAGCACGGUGACCAGCGCCCUGGGGUUCGGCCCCUCUGCGGCUCCCCGGGGACAGCCCCGUCCGUGCAGGGAGCUGCCACAGUGAGCAAGCAGCAGACAAUCCGCCUGCACACGCGUGGGCAGAGCGAAGAGCAGCCCCGCAGCGCUUGUGUGCCCUGCGAGUGCCUUCACUGCCCGGCGACACGCCGCGCUGGGGUCCCCGCAGUGUCACGCGUGUUUCGGGGGGGGAUAUGCAAUGCUAAACGUGCUCUGGGGGUCCGUACGGUGCAGCUGAGCCGGGUCGGUGGCUGCWACAGCUGGUUCCUUCUCUCACAAUAAACCCCGAACG
Messenger RNA from Malurus melanocephalus (red-backed fairy wren), 1418 nucleotides. RefSeq names its product C-C motif chemokine receptor 10 (gene CCR10). The transcript has a single exon. The record is from RefSeq and is a predicted model, not a curated record. Gene Ontology annotation, biological process: G protein-coupled receptor signaling pathway; immune response; chemotaxis. Gene Ontology annotation, cellular component: membrane. NCBI's taxonomy places the organism in Eukaryota, Metazoa, Chordata, Aves, Passeriformes, Maluridae. Gene Ontology annotation, molecular function: C-C chemokine receptor activity. The coding region runs from base 35 to 1090 and encodes 351 amino acids.